AUGAACGUGGUGGGGAACUACCAGGGCCACCCGCACCCGCACCAUCACCCGCACAGCGCUUUGCUGCACGAGCCGUUUCUCUUCGGGCCGCCCCCACCGCCGCCCCCUGCGCGAUCGUCGGCCGAGCUGUCUCCGCCGCCUCAGCCGCCUCAGCCGCCGCCUCCAGAGCUGGUUUGUGCUGCGGCCGGGCUGGCUUCCUCGGCUUCGCCCUCUUCGUCCUACGGCAGCAGCCCCUCGGAGCUGGGCGGGCGUCUGGCGGGGCGGCGGAGGGCCGGGCCCGCGCCUGGAGCCCCGCGCAAGGAGCGGCGUCGCACCGAGAGCCUGAACAGCGCCUUCGCAGAGCUCCGCGAGUGCAUCCCCAACGUGCCGGCCGACACGAAGCUCUCCAAGAUCAAGACGCUGCGCUUGGCUACCAGCUACAUCGCUUACCUCAUGGAGGUGCUCGCCAAGGACGGGCCGGCCGCCGAGGGCUUCAAGGCCGAGCUCAAGAAAGCCGAGCCCCGCGACGCCAAGAGGAAGCGCGAACAGCCGCAGCCCGUGGGUUAUUCUCAUGCUUUAGGUCAAGGCGAAAAAAGGCUUAAGGGCAGGACUGGGUGGCCUCAGCAGGUCUGGGCACUGGAACUGAAUCAAUGAUCCUCCGGAAUUCCUGUUUGCGACGAA
Molecule: messenger RNA, 660 nt
Organism: Pseudonaja textilis
Lineage: Eukaryota; Metazoa; Chordata; Lepidosauria; Squamata; Elapidae
Source: RefSeq, a predicted model, not a curated record